This is a messenger RNA of Choloepus didactylus (southern two-toed sloth), 1523 nucleotides long. It is a transcript of the gene CXCR6, whose product is annotated as C-X-C motif chemokine receptor 6. Gene Ontology annotation, biological process: chemotaxis; immune response; G protein-coupled receptor signaling pathway. NCBI's taxonomy places the organism in Eukaryota, Metazoa, Chordata, Mammalia, Pilosa, Megalonychidae. Gene Ontology annotation, molecular function: coreceptor activity; C-X-C chemokine receptor activity. The coding region runs from base 114 to 1139 and encodes 341 amino acids. The record is from RefSeq and is a predicted model, not a curated record. The transcript has 2 exons. Gene Ontology annotation, cellular component: membrane.
GAAACACAGACCACAUCACAGAGAGGUAGAGAAAGACCUUACUGUCGUGAGCAAGCCCAUCUCUAGAGCCAACUGACAGAGCAUCUCUGCUGGUAUCCAUCAGAACAGACACCAUGGAGGAGGGUGACUACAUAGUCUCUGAUAUUUUUGAUGCUUCCAAUGACAGCAGAGAGGCACAUAAAAACUUUCUGCAGUUCAGCAAGUUCUUUCUGCCAUGCACAUAUGUGCUGGUGUUUGUCUGUGGCCUGGUGGGGAACUCCCUAGUGCUGGUCAUAUACAUCUUCUACCAGAAGCUGAAGAGCCUGACGGAUGUGUUCUUGGUGAACCUGCCACUGGCUGACUUGGUGUUUGUCUGCACUCUGCCCUUCUGGGCCUAUGCAGGCAUCCAUGGGUGGGUCUUUGGCAAGUUUGUGUGCAAAACUCUGCUGGGCAUCUACACUUUGAACUUCUACACAUCCAUGCUCAUCCUUACCUGCAUCACUGUGGAUCGCUUCAUCAUGGUGGUUCAGGCCACCAAGGCCCACAACCAGCAGGCCAAAUGGAUGACCUGGGGCAAGGUCAUCUGCUCGGCCAUCUGGGCCAUCUCCCUGCUGGUUUCCUUGCCACAGAUCAUCUAUGGUGAUGUCUUUUAUCUUGACAAGACCAUCUGUGGCUACCACAAUGAUGAUAUUUCCACUGUGGUCCUUGCCAGCCAGAUGAUACUGGGGUUCUUUCUACCGCUGCUUGCCAUGAUUGCCUGUUACACAGUCAUAAUCAAGACACUGCUUCAUGCCCGAGGCUUCCGGAAGCACAAGUCUCUAAAGAUCAUCUUCCUGGUGGUGGCUGUGUUCCUGCUGACUCAGACGCCCUUCAACCUCGUGAUGCUCAUCCGUAGCACGAGAUGGGAGUACUAUGCCAUGACCAGCUUUGACUAUGCCAUCACAGUGACAGAGGCCAUUGCCUACCUGCGGGCCUGCCUUAACCCUGUGCUCUACGCCUUUGUUUGCCUGAAGUUUCGGAAAAACUUCUGGAAACUUGUGAAGGACAUUGGCUGCCUCCCUUUUCUUGGUGCCUCAAACCAACUGAAGACUUCUGAAGACACUUCUAAAACUUGUUCUGCCUCUCACAACAUGGAGGCCACCAGCAUGUUCCAGUUGUAGCCUGCUGGGGCUUGGAGAGGCUGCUCAAGAAUUUACAGGAGCAUGGCUGUGUCCUCUUUGCUUACAGUUUGUGCUAAAAAAGCUGUCAGGGCUCACAUUCCAAAGCAGUUUAGGCAGAGCAUAAAAAUAAAUGUGCAGGGCCCCCCUGAGGAGCUGGAGGAAAAUGCAGAAGUGUUGGACUUCCUCACGUGGAUUGUUGCUGAUGUUCUCACAAACAUUGAAGACUAGCAGUUUGGGAUACUGACCCCGCUUUCUUGGGUCUUGCCCUCAUGGAGCUCAUUACUGCAAAGGAGAGGCUAAACCUGCAUAUAAUUGGCCUAAGAGUCUCCCCCUGAGUGCCUCUUUGUUGCUCAGAUGUGGCCUCUCUCUCCAGCUAGCCCUACU